CAUUGCCUUGGUUUCGAGCGUUACCUCAUAGAGGAGCAGUCAAUGGAGUCAAGCGGUCAGACCAAACAAACAAAGUAUCGGUCAUCUACAGCAAGAUUGUGGACGAAAAGGCUUUGUUACAUCUGUCUCGAGACACAAUGAUCGUUUUCAAGUAGCCCGAUGUCAAAGAGUGCAUUCGUUUUGUAGUUAGUUUCGUUAGCUACUGUGCAUUUGAGGCUCACAGUGCGCACAUUCAGUUUAGCACAUUAUCAUUAGCUAGCUACCCAAGCUAACUGGGUAACGUCAGCUAGCUGUCAGGCUUAUCGAAUUUGAGGCCUAAGCAAACGUCAGUUGCUUAACCAAAAGCAGUUCUGAGGUUGUGCACGUCCGUUUUUGCGAGUCAUGGCCGAGGAGAGUGCUGUCGCAAUGCAACAGAUAGUGGACAGGAGUUGCUGGGUGUGCUUCGCCACAGACGAGGACGACCGCACGGCAGAGUGGGUUCGGCCGUGUCGCUGCCGCGGCUCCACCAAGUGGGUGCACCAGGCCUGCCUGCAGCGCUGGGUGGACGAGAAGCAGCGCGGCAACUCCACGGCACGGGUAGCCUGCCCGCAGUGCAACGCAGAGUACCUCAUCGUUUUCCCUAAACUCGGUCCUGUAGUGUACGUAUUGGACCUGGCUGAUCGUCUCAUCUCUAAGGCCUGCCCCUUCGCAGCCGCCGGCAUCAUGGUGGGAUCCAUCUACUGGACGGCAGUCACCUACGGAGCUGUCACAGUCAUGCAGGUGGUGGGCCACAAAGAGGGCCUGGACGUGAUGGAGAGGGCAGACCCCCUCUUCCUCCUGAUUGGCUUGCCCACCAUCCCCGUCAUGCUUAUCCUGGGCAAGAUGAUUCGCUGGGAGGACUAUGUGCUCCGCCUCUGGAGGAAGUACUCCAGCAAGCUCCACAUCCUCGACAAGAUCUUCCCAGGGAUUGGACGGCCGGUGCCCAGGAUCCCAGCUGAGGCCAGCCCAUUGGCCGAUCACGUGUCGGCCACACGGAUCCUGUGUGGGGCGCUGGUCUUCCCCACCAUCGCCACCAUCGUGGGCAAGCUGAUGUUUAGCAGCGUCAACUCCAACCUCCAGAGGACCAUACUGGGAGGAAUUGCGUUUGUGGCCAUCAAGGGAGCCUUUAAGGUGUACUUCAAGCAGCAGCAGUACCUCCGGCAAGCCCACCGCAGGAUCCUCAACUUCCCAGAGCAGGAGGAGGCCUCGUCGGCCUAAGCAGCAGACGACACCAGAGGGAGUGAGGACCUCCAGCAAGAUGACAUGGCCCUACAGGACAGGACAAGACAGGACAGGAUGGAUGCAAGCAUUGACUGAAGUCUUGUUUGCCUGUCCGCCAGCCUGUCCGUUUGCCUGUAGGCCAUUGAAAGACAUCCUAAAAAAGAUAUGGAUGGACAGACAGAUAGGCAUGACAUGACCAGUCAGGACACUGUGGAUGGAUUGACUUCUCAUUUGCCGCCCGCCCGCCUGUCAGUCUGCCUGUCUGUCUGUCUGUCUGUCUGUCUGCCUGCCUGUUGUCUCUUGAUGGAGACCCUGAAAGAGAGCCGGACGGACAGACAGACACACGCUUAGCUCCAGUGGCCAUGUUUGUUGCCUCCUUUCUUCCAAGUCCCCUUCCCCACACGCACACACAUGAACACUUUCUGCAGGGGUCAUGCCAGCUUUGGACAGAGGCUGCUGGGACAGUGGACAGCAUAAGCCUCCCUGAACUCCAGCAAGAGCACCUAGCAAGCAAGAAAUACAACAGUGGACACUUACAACCGUGCACGCAUGCACGCCACACACACACACGGACACACGCUCACCCCUCUGAAUGUGACGCCCCUUCUGUCGUAUCUUUGGGAUCUUCACCCCCAACCCUCAACCUCCGGGGCCCAAUAGAGCCAAGUCGAUUUGGUUUUGUUUGUUUUGUCGCUUUUAAUAACUUUGUGUUUUAAAGAUUAAUUAUGUACCACAUACGCGGGACAUUUUGUUGUUGUUUUUUAUUGUUAUUAUUAAUUGUACAAAAUAAAUUGGUUGUUUUAAAUAGGUUAAUUAAUUUGUUUUGCAGUGAUCCGAGCUGGAAAUAAUUCCUUCCUAAUUGCGUUUUGAGGAGGAAGUCUUAGGACGACGGAGCCACAUGUGAUGAAAUGGCCAUCUUGUAAAAAUGCAUCCUACUACAGUAGCACUUGACUUCAUAGCACCUUUUACACGUGUUGAAUCAACAACAAAAGGAUAUGAAAUUUGAAGAUGUUCCUUUAUAUAUCAUGGGGGUUUGUGAGGCUCCUAGAAAAGAAUGAUUUGUGAAAAAGAAGAGGAGUAAAAAAAGAAAAAGGAAAAAAAGACAUGAACUAAGCAAGCGUUGUACUAUCACAGUUUAAGCCUCGGGACUGUUGUUCCUCGAUUAUUAAGCUCUGUUUAAAACUGACUUUUAAGCACAUGUUAACAUGAUGAUCAUGAUAAGCAGGCUAAGCAUCUAUUCCAUA
This is a messenger RNA of Engraulis encrasicolus (European anchovy), 2483 nucleotides long. It is a transcript of the gene marchf5, whose product is annotated as membrane-associated ring finger (C3HC4) 5. Bases 382 to 1236 code for a protein of 284 amino acids. Gene Ontology annotation, biological process: protein polyubiquitination; regulation of mitochondrial fission. Lineage: Eukaryota; Metazoa; Chordata; Actinopteri; Clupeiformes; Engraulidae. The record is from RefSeq and is a predicted model, not a curated record. The transcript is spliced from 6 exons. Gene Ontology annotation, cellular component: mitochondrial outer membrane. Gene Ontology annotation, molecular function: zinc ion binding; ubiquitin protein ligase activity.